AUGUCGCGACCGCGUGCAAUAGCCCCACCACCUCCAAACCGUCCACUGCCACCGAUCCCUACAGCAGAGGAGGAAGCGGCGGCAGCAGCUUUGCAACACCGACGGCCUUCAGUGACCAAGACAGCAACAACGGUAAAUGCAACCAUUAUGAGUUCCACUACAAAGACAUCACAAAAUCGUCGCGUGGUCCCACGAAUGGGCACUCGCAGUCAUCCGCGUGGAAGCCAGCCUUCAACCUCCACUAUCUGUGAUGUCAACGAACAAGUUACCGUCUCCCUUCUAUCAUCUUCUUCGCCAUCUUCCUCCUCUUCCUCCUCAUCUGGCUGUGAAGAUGCCAUAAUUGAAUCUCGUCAAAGGUCAUCAGACGACUAUAUGAAAAUCACCUCGCAGUCCUGCCUCAUCAAUUUGGAGGCAGGUUAUCAGGAUUCCGACGAUGGCUACACCUCAUUGAAUGCGUUGGAUAGUCUAAAGGAUCCACACCACCACCAUCAUCGUCACAAUCAUCAGCCUUCGCGUAAUCCCAUUCAGACGGAGAAGACUUCCAAAACCCAGGAAUCCAGACGUCCGCACUCCAUCGCUUCCUCACUUACCUCAUCGUCCUCCUUCGAUGACGAAAGCACUCUCGUCUGCACAUAUGGUAAGGACUCAGACCUCCCGCUGGAUGGGAUGUACCGUCUGAAGGUUAAAUCAACCACGUCCACCACCGCCGCCAUCCAGUUCCACGGGAACAAACGUCUGGUACGCAAGUAUCGAAUGAAACGGCGGGAGGGUGUGGAGGCACCUCCAAAAACUGUUUCUUUGGACCGAGAGCAGAAGAAACAUUACCAUCAACAGGAUAGACUAAGACGUGGAGGAGGGGGCGGUGACGGCAACGACGACGGCGACGACGAGGAGGACAAGGAAAGUUACAUUUUCGCUUAUGUACAUAUGACGAACGUUGUUCUCAACGCUUCUCGUGAAUGCUUGACCUCUUUGGCCGUGGAAGAUCUUCCAGUGGAUAGGGAAGUUCGAACCGCGGGGAGUGAUUCACCGCGAUUGUGCGAUGUUGACGCCUAG
Messenger RNA from Echinococcus granulosus, 1056 nucleotides. RefSeq lists its product as hypothetical. Lineage: Eukaryota; Metazoa; Platyhelminthes; Cestoda; Cyclophyllidea; Taeniidae. The coding region runs from base 1 to 1056 and encodes 351 amino acids. The transcript is spliced from 5 exons. The record is from RefSeq and is a predicted model, not a curated record.